AAAAAUGCCAUCAUCGGUGUUGAACUUACUUCGCUUGUUUCAAUUUGCGUAUGCCACGUCUAAUUUGUGAUUUUAUGGUGUAUUUUGUUCUUUAUAAUCAAAAUAUAUUUAAGGAUUGUUAUUUAUUUUCUAAAUUGUAUUCAUGAUGUUUUCAUAUCACCAGAUUUUCAUUUUAAUAUGUAGUGUUGUAGCUGUAAAUAGUUUGAUGUUUCGAUUACCCGCUAAUAGCAGACGGUGUUUAAAAGAAGAAAUCCAUAAAGGUGUGCUGGUUAGUGGCGAGUACGAAUUAAGCGAUGCGCCUGGCCAAAAGACUGAUUUAUUGGUUACAGAUACAAAAGGGCACAUCCUGGUAUCAAGGGAAAAUGUAGAUAAAGGAAAAUUUGCUUUUGUGACAGAUGAUUAUGAUGUCUUUGAGGCUUGCUUUGUUUCAAAAGCUCCUGCUGGUCAAAGAACACAGGAGCAAGAAGUUACUUUAUCUUUGAAGCAUGGUGUUGAAGCUAAGAGUUAUGAUAGCAUUGCAGAAGUUGGUCGAUUGAAACCAUUAGAAGUUGAACUUCAAAAACUGGAAGAUUUAUCAGAAUCUAUUGUGAAGGAUUUUGCUUACAUGCGACAGCGCGAAGCUGAAAUGCGUGAUACAAAUGAAUCUACAAAUACCAGAGUGCUUUAUUUCAGUAUCUUCUCUAUGUGCAUUCUUCUUGCAUUGGCCACCUGGCAAGUUCUAUAUUUGAGAAGGUUUUUCAAGGCAAAGAAGCUUAUUGAAUAAUUUUUUUUAUUGAAUUAUGUAAAAAUUUAAAAAGAUGUUAAAAACUGUUUUUAAGUUCUAAAUAAAAUUUAAAAUGCCAUUUUUUAAUACUUAAAUUGGGUCAACUGGUUAAAAAAAGAUAUUGAAAACAAACUUUUUUUCUUGGUAUUGGAUCUGAAUGACAUGCAGCUGAAAUUGAAAUUUUUUUUAAUGCAGUAAUACAUAGUUGAAUAAUUUGUUUUUAUUGCCAGUACCUUUCAAAAUUGAUACUAAAGAUUGAGAAUUAAGAAACUAAAUAAAUAGUUUUCUGAAGCUUAUUGAUUAUUUGUUUAUGUAUAGUUAAAAAGUAUUUCAUUUCAUGUUUUAUGAACAUAUUUUGGUUAUUAGAUAUCAUUUUAUUAAAAAUCGAAAGAAAAGAUUUUUUUAUUGUAUAAAUAAUUAGAAAUUAUAAAAAGCAUCAUAAUUUAUAUUUCUUUAAAUUGUUUGAUUUUUUUCCAUUUAAAUUUUCUUCAUUAAUGUUUACUUUAAUUUUGCGUUAUUUUGCAUCAAUUCUCCACCUAGCAAAAAAAUCAUGCGAGAUUGGUUGUAUACCUUUAGUUUGUAUACAACCAUUCACUAUUAGUUUUCAUUGGGUUGUUUUCAGUGAAGUUGUUUCCAAAAUUAAUUUUUAAUGUAUUAUUUUAUUCAAAUAUCAAUACUCCAAUGAAAAGCUGUGUUAUUAUUUGUAAGUUUUGUCAUUAGGUGUUAUUUGUUUUGUUAGUCAAAAUUAUCUCCUUUAAAUAGCUUUUUUAAUACUUUUGUAUUAAAUUGUUUUGACAAUAUCUCUAUUUUUAAUGCAUUUACUUAAAUAAUAUCAACUUUUCUUUGUAAAUGAUUGUUAUAUAAAUUAAUUGUUUGAAAACGCUUUAUUACAAAAAUAACUGAAUAUAUUUAUGUAUAUGUUUGUAUUAUUAUUGUUCCAAUUUUUUAAAAAAAAAACUCUAAGUAUUUUGUCAGAAAAGAAAUCAGCUAUUCAGUGUAUGUCCAUCUCAUUUGGCUUUCACAACAUCAAAAAACACUGUGAUUCAUUUGAAAGGGUCUGAAUAUAUUUUGUGUGUCAGACAGUUUUGCUUCUACAUUAGUAAUCACUGCUGUACACCAGAAAGAAAUAAAGAAAUUGCGAGUUUUAA
This is a messenger RNA of Argiope bruennichi, 1911 nucleotides long. RefSeq names its product transmembrane emp24 domain-containing protein 10-like (gene bai). The transcript has 5 exons. Gene Ontology annotation, biological process: endoplasmic reticulum to Golgi vesicle-mediated transport; Golgi organization; intracellular protein transport. Gene Ontology annotation, cellular component: Golgi apparatus; COPII-coated ER to Golgi transport vesicle; endoplasmic reticulum. The record is from RefSeq and is a predicted model, not a curated record. The coding region runs from base 143 to 763 and encodes 206 amino acids. Lineage: Eukaryota; Metazoa; Arthropoda; Arachnida; Araneae; Araneidae.